Rhipicephalus sanguineus (brown dog tick) is the source of this 1678-nucleotide messenger RNA. RefSeq names its product mothers against decapentaplegic homolog 3. Lineage: Eukaryota; Metazoa; Arthropoda; Arachnida; Ixodida; Ixodidae. Gene Ontology annotation, biological process: SMAD protein signal transduction; regulation of transcription by RNA polymerase II; cell differentiation. The record is from RefSeq and is a predicted model, not a curated record. The transcript has 8 exons. Gene Ontology annotation, molecular function: RNA polymerase II cis-regulatory region sequence-specific DNA binding; DNA-binding transcription factor activity, RNA polymerase II-specific; I-SMAD binding. The coding region runs from base 90 to 1364 and encodes 424 amino acids. Gene Ontology annotation, cellular component: heteromeric SMAD protein complex.
UGCGAACGUUCAUACUGUUGCCAGUGGUGUCGACUUUUUAAGUUAUGUGUUGAAGAAGAAGUAGUUGUGCAGUCUCGAAGCCCUUCAAGAUGAUAUCGAUUUUACCCUUCACACCCCCGGUUGUUAAGCGCUUGUUGGGUUGGAAGAAAGGCGAAGGUGAAGACAAAUGGAGCGAGAAAGCCGUCAAAAGUUUGGUGAAGAAGCUGAAGAAAUCUGGAGGAAUGGAUGAACUCGAGAAGGCGAUUUCUACUCAAGACGCUCACACUGCGUGCAUCACUAUUCCCAGUGGGGGGGUGGCCGUGGGCAGGUCGCUGGACGGCCGGCUGCAGGUGUCGCACCGCAAGGGGCUGCCACACGUCAUCUACUGCCGCCUGUGGCGCUGGCCCGACCUGCAGAGCCACCACGAGUUGCGCGCCACCGACCACUGCCAGUAUGCCUUCCAUCUCAAGAAGGACGAGGUGUGCGUCAACCCCUACCACUACCAGCGAGUAGAGACGCCCGCAUUGCCGCCAAUUCUUGUGCCGAGGCAGACGGGCGACCUACCCACAGAGCUGCCCAGCUUGGAUGAUUAUGCCAACUCGGUGCCUGACAACACAGACUUUCCGUCGAGCCUAGACGUGCAGGCUUUUCCUCUCACAGAGACACCUCCGCCGGGUUACAUGAGCGAAGACGGAGAAACCACUGAUCAAAAUGGCGCUGACAGCAUGGAUACGGUACUCCUCUCUUCACCCAGCCCUUCACCAGAAGUGCAGCCGGUGACGUACACGGAGCCGGCUUUCUGGUGCUCCAUCUCGUACUACGAGCUCAACACACGGGUUGGGGAGACGUUCCACGCUUCACAGCCCUCCCUCACUGUGGACGGCUUCACGGACCCCUCGAGCUCAGAGCGGUUCUGCCUUGGCCUCCUGUCCAACGUCAACCGCAACUCAGUCGUUGAGCAGACCCGGAAGCAUAUUGGGCGUGGUGUACGCUUGUACUACAUAGGCGGUGAGGUGUUUGCGGAGUGCCUGAGCGAUAGCAGCAUCUUUGUGCAAAGCCCCAACUGCAACCAGCGGUACGGAUGGCACCCUGCUACGGUGUGCAAGAUACCUCCAGGCUGCAACCUGAAGAUCUUCAACAACCAGGAGUUUGCGGCCCUGCUGACGACGUCGGUGUCCCGGGGCUUCGAGGCUGUGUAUCAGCUGACGCGCAUGUGCACCAUCCGCAUGAGCUUUGUGAAGGGCUGGGGUGCAGAGUACCGGCGCCAGACAGUCACCUCCACCCCAUGCUGGGUCGAGCUGCACCUCAACGGUCCCCUGCAGUGGCUCGAUCGCGUGCUCACCCAGAUGGGUUCGCCCCGCGUGCCCUGCAGCUCCAUGUCGUGAACUCCUCCUGUCACCUCCUCCCAACGUAGCGGUGGUUAGCUGGUGCGUCUCUCUCGUGUGCCUGUGUGCGUGGUUGUGCAGUUUUUUUUUCUACACUGUCUCGCAGGUGCUUGGGUGUGUUAGAGGGGUCGAGAGACGGCCUUUUUUUGUAAUCGCAGCACCCGCCCGUCGAGGGGCGCUUUGUCAUUUUUUGCCGGCUAGCGAGGGGCCGUGUGAGUGGGCAAAAUUGGCUUGCAUAGCAGUCACCACUCAUCGGGCAACCUGCUACUAUAUCGUCUUAGCUGUCCCGAAAUUACUAGACAUCGGAAACUAUU